AGAUACCAUAAAAUGGAGGGACCAAUUCAGGAUCUUGACACCCAGACCCACUUAAAGAGAAGACAUGAAGAAUCUACUUUAAAGAAGGAGAGAAAGAAGGAUGAUCAGAUUUUCAGAGACCUUUGUUCUUAUUCUGACUUAGAACAAAUUAGAUUAAACAAGGAGGGUCUGGCUUCAUUCGACACCAAAGUUGAAUUCCGCCUGUUUUUCGGGCACCAAAAAGAUAAAGAGUUUAUAAGGAAGCUGGGAUCAAUUCCAUUCUUUACCUCUAAUGCGAUAAUUUGUGAUAAAACUAGAAAUGAACAUAAAUAUAUUAGUAAGUUCCUAACCACUUCAUUCCCGAUGGAAGUGAAUGAGUUUGCAUUUAGUGGAAAUUUUGGAAUGAAGACUAAUAUCUCGAAGUAUUUCAAUUCUAUUAUGAGACUAGGUCACAGAGUCUUGAAAGAAGUAUUUUUCAGCUGUCUGCUACUAAAUGAGCAUAAAAUAAAAAGAUGUUUGGCUUCUUUUAAGCAUGUUAAAUCUUUCUGAGUUGUUUCAUGCAAGUAUUCAGUUCCUUAUGUGCUUGAUCUUUCAAAAGCCCUUAUAAACACUCAAAUUGAAAAGAUAAAUCUCAGUUAUUGAGGAGACUCAAAAAAUUGCGAUUGGAAGAAUAACCCUCAAGAGUUUACAUAUUUAAUCCAAAGCCUUGCAACCUCAGUCGAUUUAAAGCUGACUCUCUCAGAAAUAAAUAUUAUUCAUUGCAAGAUCAAUAGAGCCGAAGCUAGACAGAUUUUACAAGAUAAUGAUCUAGGAUCAGUACAAUUAAUAGGUUAG
Messenger RNA from Moneuplotes crassus, 813 nucleotides. The record is from the annotation of a GenBank genome assembly. Lineage: Eukaryota; Ciliophora; Spirotrichea; Euplotida; Euplotidae.